Molecule: messenger RNA, 882 nt
Organism: Calidris pugnax (ruff)
Lineage: Eukaryota; Metazoa; Chordata; Aves; Charadriiformes; Scolopacidae
Gene: CBX1
Product: chromobox 1
Exons: 4
Coding region: 57-614 (185 amino acids)
Biological process (GO): chromatin organization; negative regulation of transcription by RNA polymerase II
Cellular component (GO): nucleus; pericentric heterochromatin
Molecular function (GO): chromatin binding
Source: RefSeq, a predicted model, not a curated record
GUUCUCCCUCCUCUUUUAGCAGCGUCGCCCCGUAAGCUGAAAAACUGGCCAGCACAAUGGGAAAAAAACAGAACAAGAAGAAAGUAGAAGAGGUCCUAGAGGAAGAGGAGGAGGAAUAUGUGGUGGAGAAGGUCCUGGAUCGGCGGGUGGUAAAGGGCAAAGUGGAAUAUCUGCUCAAGUGGAAAGGCUUCUCGGAUGAGGAUAACACAUGGGAGCCAGAGGAGAACCUCGACUGCCCAGACCUCAUCGCAGAGUUCCUCCAGUCCCAGAAAACCGCGCACGAGAGCGAGAAGUCCGAGGGCAGCAAGCGCAAAGCGGAGUCUGACACGGAGGAUAAAGGGGAGGAGAGCAAACCAAAGAAGAAGAAGGAGGAGUCGGAGAAACCGCGAGGCUUUGCCCGAGGAUUUGAGCCCGAGCGAAUCAUCGGUGCCACGGAUUCCAGCGGGGAGCUCAUGUUCCUGAUGAAGUGGAAGAACUCGGACGAGGCCGACCUGGUCCCCGCCAAGGAAGCCAACAUCAAGUGCCCCCAGGUGGUCAUCUCCUUCUACGAGGAGAGGUUGACAUGGCAUUCCUACCCCUCAGAGGACGAUGACAAGAAAGAGGACAAGAACUAAACCCACACCCCCCCCCCUCCCUUUCCUCCUUGGCCACCCGCCUUUGUAUAAAAGAUCUGAACUGUGGGUUUUUGAGCAAGAGGGAGAGAAGGCGGCUCUGCUCGGUCGGGAGCGGAGAGAUGGCUGAAGACGAUGCCCUUUGAAGAGACCAGUAUGGUUUCUGUGCCCCGCGGCUGCUCCACUGCUUUCUGCAGCUUCACGCUGUGUACAGAUUCAAACCAGCCCGGCUCAGUCUGGUGGGGAAGUUUUGGGGGGGUGGGGGUGGGGG